AUGGACAGGAAAGAUGAGAACGGAGGCAGAGAUGAUGUGAUUGAUGGAAUGGGUCAUGAGCCAAAGAAUGACAGGGACCUCUGCAAGCUGGAAAAGGUGGUGCUGGAAGUAAACAGUGAAUUUAUUAUUGAGGUGAAAGAAUUAGACAUUGAAAACGGCACUACAAAAUGGCAAACUGUCAGAAGACAAAAACGAGAGUGGGUCAAGUUUGCCACAGCCUGUCGAGAAGGAGAAGACAACUCAAAGAGGAAUCCGAUUGCCAGAAUUCGCUCAGACUGUGAAGUGAACCAGAAGAUUACAUAUCGAAUCUCUGGGGUAGGGAUUGAUCGACCACCUUAUGGCGUGUUCACCAUUAACCCUCGCACUGGGGAAAUUAACAUCACUUCGGUGGUGGACAGAGAGAUCACUCCACUCUUCCUGAUCUAUUGCCGGGCUCUGAAUUCACGGGGUGAAGAUUUAGAAAGGCCUCUUGAGCUUAGAGUCAAAGUCAUGGACAUAAAUGAUAACCCUCCGGUCUUUACACAAAACGUGUACGCCACCAGCAUUGAAGAAAACAGCGACGCUAAUGCACUGGUAGUAAAGUUAAGUGCCACAGAUGCAGAUGAAGAAAAUCACCUGAAUUCUAAAAUUGCCUACAAGAUCAUCUCCCAGGAGCCUGCAGGUGCACCUAUGUUCAUGGUGAACAGGUACACAGGAGAAGUCCGCACGCUGUCCAGUUUCCUUGACAGAGAGCAACACAGUAUGUACAACCUACUUGUGAGGGGCUCAGAUCGGGAUGGAGCUGCAGAUGGACUGUCUUCCGAGUGUGACUGUAGAAUCAAGGUUUUAGAUGUCAACGAUAAUUUCCCCACUUUAGAGAAAACUUCAUACUCAGCAAGUAUUGAAGAGAAUUGUUUAAGUUCAGAACUAAUACGAUUACAAGCAAUUGAUCUUGAUGAAGAAGGCACCGAUAAUUGGUUGGCAAAAUAUUUAAUUCUCUCAGGAAAUGAGGGGAAUUGGUUUGAUAUUCAAACAGACCCCCAAACCAAUGAAGGCAUUUUGAAAGUCGUCAAGAUGCUGGAUUACGAACAAGUGCCUAAUAUUCAUCUUAGUAUUGGAGUUAAAAACCAAGCUGAAUUUCACCACUCAGUUGCUUCUCAAUUUCGAAUGCACUCAACCCCUGUGAGAAUACAGAUUGUUAAUGUAAGAGAAGGACCCACAUUUCAUCCAAGUUCUAUGACUUUUAAUGUGCAAGAAGGAAUAAAAGGAGAUUCUUUACUGAAUUAUGUGCUUGGCACAUAUACAGCCAUAGAUUUGGACACAGGAAAUCCUGCAACAAAUGUCAGGUAUAUCAUAGGACAUGAUGCAGGCAACUGGUUAAAAGUUGAUUCAAGGACUGGUGAGAUACAAUUUUCUAGGGAAUUUGAUAAGAAGUCAAAAUAUAUUACCAAUGGGAUAUACACAGCAGAGAUCCUGGCUAUAGAUGAUGGCUCUGGGAAAACGGCUACGGGAACCAUAUGUGUCGAGGUUCCUGACGUCAACAAUUACUGUCCAGAGAUUUUUCCAGAAAAAAGAAGCAUCUGCAUUUCCUCCCCAUCAGUCCUUAUAUUUGUUAGUGAUCAUUCCUAUGGGUCCCCCUUUACCUUCUGUGUUGCUGAUCAGCCACCAGGGACAGCUGACAUGUGGGAUAUCAGAUCAAUAAAUGCUACCUCUGCAAUCCUUAUGACUGAGCAGCCUUUAUCUCCAGGACUUUAUGAAGUCCCAAUCAUAGUGAAGGACAGCUAUAACAGGGCAUGUGAAUUGCCACAGAUGGUACAGUUAGUUGCCUGUGAUUGUGAUAAUGACCAGGUGUGCUUGCAAUCUAGUACCACAGGCAUCUACACCGGGGAUGUUACUAAUGUCGUAUAUGGGCCUGUCACUGAGGAUGAAAUUGUGGCUUCAAAUGUUGGUCUUGGACCAGCAGGCAUUGGCUUGAUCAUUCUGGGCCUCUUACUGCUACUUUUGGUACCCCUGUUGCUGCUCAUGUGUUGCUGUAAACGAAGACAGCCAGAAGGCCUGGGGACACGGUUUGCUCCUGUGCCUGAGGGGGGAGAAGGAGUGAUACAGUCUUGGAGAAUAGAAGGGGGCCAUCCCGAGGACAGGGAUGUGUCAAAUAUAUGUGUACCCAUGACAGCCUCUAAUACCCAGGAUCGUAUGGAUUCCUCUGAAAUCUACACCAACACCUAUGCGGGCGGAGGCACGGUUGAAGGAGGCAUAUCAGGAGUGGAACUCAAUACAGGUCUGGGGACAGCUGCUGGCCUCAUGGCUGGAGGAGCAGUGAGGAGGAGAAGUUCCACGAUGGGAACCCUGCGGGAAUACGCAGACACUGGCAUGAACAUGGCUUUCUUGGACAGCUACUUCUCAGAGAAAGCAUAUGCUUAUGCAGAUGAAGAUGAAGGCCGGCCAGCCAACGACUGCUUGCUCAUUUAUGACCACGAGGGAGUAGGGUCUCCCGUGGGCUCUAUUGGUUGCUGCAGUUGGAUUGUGGAUGAUUUAGAUGAAAGCUGCAUGGAAACUGUAGAUCCAAAAUUUAGGACUCUUGCUGAAAUCUGCUUAGACACGGAAAUUGAACCAUUUCCUUCCCACCAGUCCUGUAUACCUAUCAGCACUGACCUCCCUCUGCUCGGACCUAAUUACUUUGUUAACGAAUCUUCAGGAAUGACUCUCUCAGAGGCUGAAUUCCAAGCAGAAAUGGCAGCAUCUGAACCCAUGAUCCACGGGGAUUUUAUAGUGACUGAGACUUACACCACGACUGAUCAGUGCGUACAACCCACCACAAUUGUUUUUGACCCUCAGCUUGCACCCAAUGUUGUAGUGACCGAAACAGUAAUGGCACCUGUCUAUGAUGUUCAAGGGAAUAUUUGUGUACCUGCUGAGUUAGCCAGCACGCACAAUGUAAUCUAUGCUGAGAGAGUACUUUCCAGUCCUGGGAUGCCUGACAUGAGCAACAGUAACAUGACUGAUGGUUGUAUGGGGCCCAUGAUGAGUGGCGGUAUUUUGGUAGGGCCAGAAAUUCAAGUGACGCAAGUGAUGAGUCCAGACAUUCACAUAAGCCGAACUACAUCCCCAAUGACAUCUCGGCACAGACUAACACGAUAUAGUAACAUACAUUACUCCCAACAGUAA
Molecule: messenger RNA, 3144 nt
Organism: Galeopterus variegatus (Sunda flying lemur)
Lineage: Eukaryota; Metazoa; Chordata; Mammalia; Dermoptera; Cynocephalidae
Gene: DSG4
Product: desmoglein 4
Exons: 16
Coding region: 1-3144 (1047 amino acids)
Biological process (GO): homophilic cell-cell adhesion
Cellular component (GO): plasma membrane; desmosome
Molecular function (GO): calcium ion binding
Source: RefSeq, a predicted model, not a curated record